GGCAGACAGACAUAUCAUCUCCUCAGCAGAACAAAGACCCUCCUCUUCUACUCUCCUCUCCUCUUCCUCCCCCCCCACAAGUUUCGUUUGCUCUCUCUCUCUCGAAUGGAAAUGCUCGCUUCACAUCUAUAGUUUUUUUUUUUUUUUCGAGUUUGUCUUGGAGUUGUUUUUGUCCCCAGUGAUUAGUCCCUCCUAACUUAACUCCAUACUACCUGCUCUCCACACCACUCCGAAACUCAACCCUCCCCACCAACCAACUCGCCUCCCAACGGCCAAAAAAUUGAUGACUUAACGAGACACACGACACAAAUUCAGAAUACAGCCGCCUGUUGGGCAAGAGAUACCCUUGUGUGGAACUCAGCCGUGAUGAGUUCCCACAGCGCGGAGUCACUCAAUUGCUUUUCCUUGCUCUCGGACAAGAUCCCCUCCUGGAUCUCUCGAGUCUCCGAGCUCGCCGUCCACACCGCCGCAAAGCAGGAAGAAUUCAAGUCCGACUACAUCAAGUACUCAGUCAAGGAGAAACGGCCGCGAAGACGGAAAGGCAGCUCCCUCCACACCCACAGGCCCGAGGAUGAAGAGUCGGGGUGCAAAACCCGCGUGCCGUCCGAUCCACACGAUCCGUGCUUGGAGCCCCUUACCCGUAUGAAGAUAUUAAAGCAGCCCGGCGGAGAUGUUAAUAAUAAUAUUAAUCGGAAGCGCCGCACGGGCGAAGACGCCAGCGGCCCCUCUGAUCAAGAAACGGAGCGGGCGAUCAGACCUCGCCAUCAGUUCCUCAUCCACUACGAUUGUCAUUCCCAGGCGGUCCUGGAGAAACUAGUACGCGAGAUCGGUGGGGCGAGAAAUCAAAUACGGAAAAGCAGGAUGAGCUACAUGAUGAAGUCCGGGUUUGGGCGGAAAUCGGUGCAACCAGGCUUCUCGUCCGAUGACGGAAUGAAGCCCAUUUUCAGAAGCACCAGGAGCUUUAACAAAUCCGCAGGAAAGGAGUCACCGUUCGAUGUUGCCGAUAUUCACUUGGAGUCUGCGCAGGCCUUGUGUGAGACGGCUGCGCACCAGUUCCUACGGAACGGUGAUUGUUCGUUCGAGUUGAGUAGAACUAAAGAGAAACUCGACCUGGCUCUUGACGUGGCAAAGGUCGAGGUCGAGCGAUCGUCGGAGGCGGUCAGGAUUGAAGAAGCAGAGGCGGAGGCGGAAGCAAUGGCCAAGGAGGAAGAAAAUCAACGCGAAGCCGAACUGCUGCCAGCAGAGCAAAAGAUUGAAAAAGACGGAAAGGGCGCGGAUGGUCCACCGACUGCUAUCGAGGUCGAUGAUGCAUCCGAUAAUUCUUCUAUAUCCAUCGACAUUACGGCAUUCCGAUCAUCCAGGUUGAGAAGAUGAUUGAAGAUAAAAAUAUUGUUUGGCAUAUUUUGAAAGUUUUACGGCCGGCAGAGUUUUUGAUAUAUAAAAAACUUUCUUGAUAUCCCCGGAUACAUUUGCGCAGGGCUUUUUUUUUUUUUUUUCUUUUCUUUGGCAUAUUGACCCAUUCUCGCUCAUUUCUUCACCCCGAAACUUUCGUUCCUUUUUAUUUCUGUUUGUUCCUUCAUGUUGGCAUAUACAAACAGGAAGUGUCGGAUCUUUCAACCGCACUUGGUCUCCUGCUGAUGAUAGCGUUGACUAAAUUUUGGGCUUGCAUGGCGUUCAUGAUAUGAUAUUUUGGUCUAGCGACUUCCUGCUCAUAAUACAGUCUCUGUUGUGAUUGCUAUAUUUAUCCUGGGCCUUUGAUUCCUGAGUACGGAGUAUUCGCACCCAGUUUCAUAAUAAGAGACCGGCGAAUCUACCACCUGAAAGCACCUCUUUUAGAGUUUACAAUCUCAUCCGGGCCUUAUUUCACAGGCUU
Messenger RNA from Coccidioides posadasii C735 delta SOWgp, 1873 nucleotides. RefSeq lists its product as uncharacterized. The record is from RefSeq and is a predicted model, not a curated record. Lineage: Eukaryota; Fungi; Ascomycota; Eurotiomycetes; Onygenales; Onygenaceae.